This is a messenger RNA of Chilo suppressalis (striped riceborer), 3198 nucleotides long. The record is from the annotation of a GenBank genome assembly. Lineage: Eukaryota; Metazoa; Arthropoda; Insecta; Lepidoptera; Crambidae.
GUUUCAUUUCAUACCGGCAUUGUCUCAGUUAAAUAGUGGAGUUUUAUAAAUUACUGAAGAGAUAUCAUAACUAGCAAUGAAAUACUUUUUAUUGCUGGGCAUCGGCCUCCUGUUUCUCUCAGGAUGGGCGUACGGGCAGGAGGGUGUUGGUGUGGGCACCGCCGAGGAGGUGACUGUGGACGCUGAUUUGGGGGCGUCUCGAGAAGGUUCACGAACCGAUGCGGAGGCGGUGCUGCGCGAGGAGGAGGCGAUCUCGCCGGACGGGCUGAGCGUGGCGCAGAUGCGCGAGCUGCGCGACAAGGCGCAGAACUUCACCUUCCAGACCGAGGUCAACCGCAUGAUGAAGCUCAUCAUCAACUCGCUCUAUAGGAACAAAGAGAUAUUCUUGCGCGAAUUGAUCUCGAACGCAUCGGACGCGCUGGACAAGAUCCGUCUGUUAUCGCUGACGGACCGCAACGUGCUGGACGCCAACCCGGACCUCAGCAUCCGGAUCAAGGCGGACCCGGAGCGGCGCCUGCUGCACAUCAUCGACUCCGGCGUCGGCAUGACCCGCGCCGACCUCGUCAACAACCUCGGCACCAUCGCCAAGUCCGGCACCGCAGACUUCCUCUCCAAGAUGCAGGACACUGAGAAGUCUGACAACCAGGAAAUGAACGACAUGAUCGGCCAGUUCGGCGUGGGCUUCUACUCCGCAUUCCUGGUGGCCGACAAGGUGACGGUGGUGUCGAAGCACAACGACGACGCGCAGCAAGUGUGGGAGUCCGACGCCAACUCGUUCAGCGUCGCCGAGGACCCGCGCGGGCCAACACUCAAGCGGGGCACGCAUAUCACAUUGCACCUGAAGGAAGAGGCAGCGGAUUACCUGCAAUCGGACACGAUCCGCUCGCUGGUCAAAAAGUACUCGCAGUUCAUCAACUUCCCCAUCCACCUGUGGGCCUCCUCCACGCGCUCCGUAGAGGAAGCGGACGACGACGAUGCGGAUGCUGAUGCUGCCGACGCUGAUGACGAUGCUAAGGUGGAAGACGCAGCGGAGGAGAAACCCGAAAAGAAGAAGACCGAGAAGACCGUGUGGGACUGGGAGUUGAUGAACGACAACAAGCCCAUCUGGACGCGCAAGCCCAGCGAGGUGUCCGACGACGAGUACACGCAGUUCUACCGAUCGCUCACCAAGGACGAGGCGCCGCCGCUCGCCAAGUCCCACUUCGUAGCCGAGGGGGAGGUGACAUUCCGCGCGCUGCUAUUCGUGCCGCGCGUGCAGCCCGCGGACUCGUUCAACCGGUACGGAACCAAGACGGACCGCAUCAAGCUGUACGUGCGCCGCGUGUUCAUCACCGACGAGUUCAACGACCUCAUGCCCGCCUACCUCGCCUUCAUGCAGGGCAUCGUGGACAGCGACGACCUGCCGUUGAACGUGUCGCGCGAGACCCUGCAGCAGCACAAGCUCAUCAAGAUCAUCAAGAAGAAGCUCGUGAGGAAGGCGCUCGACAUGCUCAAGAAGAUCCCCGACGACGAGUACCAGCACUUCUGGAAGGAGUACUCCACUAACAUCAAGCUGGGUGUGAUGGAGGACCCCAGUAACCGGUCCCGCCUCGCCAAGCUGCUGCGCUUCCACUCGUCCGCGUCCCCGGACAUGACGUUCCUGGCCGACUACGUCGCGCGGAUGAAGCCCAACCAGAACCACAUCUACUACAUCGCCGGCUCCAGCCGCGCCGAUGUGGAGAAGUCUCCGUUUGCGGAACGUUUGGUUCGUCGCGGGUACGAGGUGCUGUACCUGACGGAGGCCGUCGACGAGUACUGCCUGUCCUCGCUGCCCGAGUACGACGGCAAGAAGUUCCAGAACAUCGCCAAGGAGAUCUUCGACCUGGACGAGAGUGAGGGCGAGAAGGAGCGCGUGGAAGCGCAGAAGAAGGAGUUCGAGCCCCUGCUCAAGUGGCUCGGGGACAAGCUGGGCGCCUUCAUCACCCGCGCCGCCGUGUCCCGCCGACUGGCGCGAUCCCCCGCCGCCCUCGCCGCCACCGCCUUCGGGUGGACCGGCAACAUGGAGCGCCUCGCCAUGUCCAACGCGCACCAGAAGGCUGACGACGCCCAACGCAAGCACCACCUCACUCAGAAGAAGAUGUUGGAGAUCAACCCGCGGCACCCCGUCGUCGUGGAACUGUUGCGAAGAGUGAAGGACGACCCUGAGGAUGAAGCGGCGAUCCGUGCCGCGAGGACUUUGUACCGCACCGCCGCCUUGAGGUCGGGCUACAUGCUGCAAGAAGGCCAAGCGGUAGAUUUCGCGGAAUCUGUUGAAGGAAUGCUGCAACUAUCACUCGGUCUUCCCGCCGACGCCAAACCCGAUGAGGACGAGCCGAUAGACGACAUCGCCGACAACGCUGACAACGCCGAAAACAUCGACGCCGACGCCGACCACGACGAACUAUAAGACGCCGCCAUCUAGCGAGAGAAUUGAAUCCAUACAUGCGCCUGCGAUGCAAAGAAAAAGCUAUACGAAAGCACUUUUCCAUUGAAAUUAUAUAAUAAAUUACCUAAUAUAUUUUUCAGCCUUAUAUUUAUAAAUGACUUUUGCUAAUAACACAUCUAGAUUUAAAAAUUAAACCUGAAUAAGGAAACUUAGCUUAUCGAGCAAAACGUUUAGCUAUGAUCAGAAAUUAUAAUUGAUCGCACAAAAGACGCAUGCAUAGAUUUAAAUCUCUUAAAUUAAAUGUUGAUAACUCGUUCAUUCCACAGUCGUGAGUAUUUCGAGCUGACUCCACGCCCCACUCCCGCGCCGCCUACUCUAUUAUGUAUGGAUAUUUUGUAUAUUCAUUACGAAUGAAUUUCAGUUUGUCUGCGACCACAAUACUAGAGACUUACUUGAUUGAAUGAAAAUUGAUUUCAAUUGUUAUUAUAUUUUGUUAAGUUGGUCCGCUCGAUUGUACGUUGCGCGUCGCGAGUUGUCAUCAGUGUUGUCCGUAUGUCACAUAUAAUUUGUCGUCAGUAUGUUUAGUAUAAUGAUGUUGGAUGCGUUGUGAAUGUAAGUAUGAAUUGUGAAUGUUUCCUGCAUUUAUGUGCGAGUGUUUUUUUUAUAUAAAGAGCAUGACUUAGGGAUACUUUUGUAAAUAAAUAUAUUUAUUUAAUAGUUUUGUUUCUUUUAUUGCUAUUUCCCACUGACCUCACAUAUUAUUAUAUACAACCCAACAACGCAGCUAAACAGCG